AUGGCAGCCAACAAUAUGGACCGAGAGCAACUCCAAUUGGAGGCGGGGCUUCUCACCAAGGGCGGGUAUGAAGAUAAGACCCCAGCCCAACCUUCCAAUAUCGGCAGCACCACGCCAAGAAAAAGCUCCCUAUCUUUAUGGAAGCUUGCUUUAAUUGCCUUUGGGAUCUACGGGCUUGUCUACAUGACGACGGCCAAGGUUUGGCCAAACCGCAAGCCUUGCAUGCACAACGCGAUGGGGUCUCUCGUUCACGGAUCGGAGGAAACUACCCAGGACCAGGUCGAGGAGUCUGCCGUCAUUCCUCAGGGGCUGGAUGAAAAGAAAUUCGACUUCAAAACCGACGUCAAAACCUCCAUAGAACGCAUUAUUGAGAAGCGCCAGGCUACUGCGUCUACACCGAACUCGGCUGCCUCUUCACAGCAAAACACCGAGACCAGCCAAGCUGCUCCCUCCACCUCACAACAACCUACCUCCUCCGCUCAGCCUACGUCAGCCGCACCCACCAGCUCGGAGAGGCCCGUGACCACUACUCAACAACCCACCUCCUCUGCCCAGCCUACAACAUCCCAGAGACCGUCAGAAAAUUCGUCUUCAAGCCAAGCUCCCACCUCCUCAGUUAGGCCCACAACGUCUGCCAGCCAGGCUACAAGUAGCAACCCGCAGUCGAGCCAGCAGACCUCGAGCGCGCAACAGACCUCGAGUGCACAACAGACUUCCCAAUCGCAGUCUGCGUCCAGCACCUCCAGACAAGCAACGACCUCAGUUGGUACGUCAACUACCGCGAGGGGAUCUUCUUCCCUCCCAUCUUCUUCCCUUACUACUGCUCCGGCAACUUCGUCUACUGCAACAAGUACGUCAAAGGCCGUUGAAACCUCCUCUUCUUCUUCCUCCCCGUUCACUACUACCUCUGGAACCUCGUCCCAAACGGGUUCAUCAACAGCAUUGAAAACUACUGCUGCUUCAAGUUCUGCCACCACGUCAGAGGAGAUAUCUACUACAUCCUCCAGCUCUUCACGUCAAGUCAGCUCGAGCCCAGUUCCCCAGACAUUUACCCGCACUUUGGCGAGCGGAGGCGUCACCGUUGUGACCUCGACGUCUUGGGUCGAAGUCGUCCCGGCAUCCGGCACUCCCAACUCUGACAACAACCCCGACCUGCAGGGCAUGGCUGGCCGGGUACCUCUCAGCAUUGCCAUGUCUCUGGCCACCGCCUUCUUCGCCGGUUUCUUAUUGGUAUAA
Messenger RNA from Clonostachys rhizophaga, 1236 nucleotides. The record is from the annotation of a GenBank genome assembly. Lineage: Eukaryota; Fungi; Ascomycota; Sordariomycetes; Hypocreales; Bionectriaceae.